AGCUGUAGCACCUAACUUGACGAUGACUGUCAAUGGUAUUCGGAUAAAUGUUGCCGCCGCGUGAAAACAGUGGGUUCCAAAAUGAGCAACACAACUAGGCCAUUCACGACUACCUUGUCUCCUUCGGGUGUCGUUGCCAACGGCCCCAUCACUUGGGACGAUGCGACGUGGAUCCUCACCAGCGCCUUUAUCAUAUUUACCAUGCAGUCAGGUUUUGGACUCCUGGAAGCUGGGGCCGUGUCAUCGAAAAAUGAAGUCAACAUCAUGGUGAAAAACGUAGUGGAUAUAGUGUUUGGGGGCCUGACAUACUGGGCCUAUGGAUUUGGACUUAGUUUCGGCGAAGACCCCGGUACAAAUCCGUUCUGUGGGAUAGGAUACUUCUUUGUGGACUCGAGUGAUGAAAAUAUGGGUAUCGUGUUUUCAACGUUUGUGUUCCAGCUGUCUUUCGCGACCACAGCUACCACCAUCGUUUCAGGCUGCAUGGCGGAGCGGACUAAACUGUUAGGAUACAUAUUGUUUUCAUUUUUCAACACAAUUGUUUACUGUUUUCCUGCCCAUUGGGUAUGGGGAUCAAAUGGUUUUCUGAAGGAAAUGGGAUCUGUGGACUUUGCAGGGUCUGGUGUUGUGCACCUGGUGGGUGGAGCCUCUGGCCUUACUGCAUCAAUUUUACUAAAACCACGCCUUGGUAGAUAUGACCAUGGAACUGAACCCCUUCCUAUGUGCAGUCCGGCCAAUGCAAUUGUCGGAACCUUCAUGUUAUGGUGGGGUUGGCUCGCAUUUAACUGUGGCAGUACCUUCGGUAUUUCCGGUGGCAAGUGGCAGUUGGCAGCAAAGGCAGCAGUCACAACGCUGAUGGCUUCAACAGGAGGCGGAUGUGCCGGGGUAGUUAUGAGCUUCAUUUUCAAAAAUAGGAAGUUCGACGUUGGAUACCUUAUCAACUCAGUACUUGGUUCCUUGGUCGCUAUUACAGCAAGUUGUGCCUUGGUCCGGCCUUGGGAGUCAAUAAUUAUUGGUAUCAUAGGAGCAAUUCUUACCAUGAGUUGUACCAAGCUUCUGGAUGUAGCACGCAUAGACGAUCCAGUUGGAGCUGUUGCCGUCCACGGAGCUUCCGGAAUCUGGGGCCUCCUUGCUGUGGGUCUUUUUGUUGAACAAGAUCCUAUUGAAAACUUGACUGGCGGUUUAUCAGGGCUGUUUCGUGGGGGAGGAUGGUAUCUUCUUGGAAUCCAGACAUUGUCAGCUGUUUGUGAAAUAACAUGGAGCGGGCUGACAACAUUCAUCAUGUUAUUCAUUAUCAUGAAAACAAUUGGCCUCCGUAUGGACCCUGAGGAGGAACGACUUGGAGCUGAUCUUGUGGAACAUAACAUAGGAGCAAGGAUCGGCGAUACAAUUCUCUUUUCACCUCGUCGAGACCCAGCUUCAAAGCAUAUCCGCCCUGCCACCGCUACCGGAAGUGAUGACAACGCCGCGUCCAUGACGUCGCUGAACAGUAAUCAAUCCUUAUUUAAGAAACGUAAAGUGAAGCCUGAGGUAAAAGGAACAGAAAACAUUUCUAUGAUAUGUCAAGACGAUGUGUAAUGUUUGGUUAGAUCUUGGUAACAGUCUGUCUGUAAACAAUGUAACAAAAUGGCGCUAGCCUCUGUUGAUAUUAUGUAGACCUUGACAUUGUAUGCAUUUCAAACAGCGUUAACGUUCAUUGAAGCAGAUAUUACUUUAUGAACACAUUCGUCAUUUCUUUGUUUACCACACUGUAUGAUGAAGUCGAACUAUAUGAAGCCGUCCUUCUGUAUGAUGAAGUUUACUGUAUGAUGACGGACAGCUAUAUGAUGAAGUUUAACUGUAUGAUGAUGUCUAGCUGUUAACUGAAUUCGAACCGUAUUAUGACGUCCAACUGCAUGAUGACGUAUUAC
Haliotis rubra (blacklip abalone) is the source of this 1907-nucleotide messenger RNA. RefSeq names its product putative ammonium transporter 3. Lineage: Eukaryota; Metazoa; Mollusca; Gastropoda; Lepetellida; Haliotidae. Gene Ontology annotation, molecular function: ammonium channel activity. The record is from RefSeq and is a predicted model, not a curated record. The coding region runs from base 82 to 1575 and encodes 497 amino acids. The transcript has 8 exons. Gene Ontology annotation, biological process: ammonium homeostasis; ammonium transmembrane transport. Gene Ontology annotation, cellular component: membrane.